Nematocida parisii ERTm1 is the source of this 347-nucleotide messenger RNA. RefSeq lists its product as uncharacterized. Gene Ontology annotation, molecular function: protein kinase activator activity; structural constituent of ribosome; ribonucleoprotein complex binding. Bases 23 to 322 code for a protein of 99 amino acids. Lineage: Eukaryota; Fungi; Microsporidia. Gene Ontology annotation, cellular component: cytosolic large ribosomal subunit. The record is from RefSeq and is a predicted model, not a curated record. Gene Ontology annotation, biological process: cytoplasmic translation. The transcript has a single exon.
AAGAAAAGUUAAACUGCUGAGGAUGAUAGAACAAAAAGAUUUAUGCGUAUUAACAACAUUAUUACUACACAGCGUAGGAACAACAGUAACAGAAGAAAACAUUAAGAAAGUAGCAGACCAUUUGGGAGUAACAGUUGACUCCUACUUGGCAGAACUAUUCAGCAAAUUAUCAGCUGAACAGAUUCAGUCUAUUAUUGAGAACCCAACUGGAGGAUCAGUACAGGCAGCUGCAGCAACAUCUACCCAGGCAGUAGAAGAAAAGAAGGAAGAGAAAGAAGAAUCUGAAGAAGAGAGUUCAGGAGACAUGGACUUAUUCGGUUAGAUAAUAAAUUAUAAUCUGAUUUGCU